Messenger RNA from Perognathus longimembris pacificus (Pacific pocket mouse), 2032 nucleotides. It is a transcript of the gene Sh2d4b, whose product is annotated as SH2 domain containing 4B. Bases 106 to 1404 code for a protein of 432 amino acids. NCBI's taxonomy places the organism in Eukaryota, Metazoa, Chordata, Mammalia, Rodentia, Heteromyidae. Gene Ontology annotation, cellular component: cytoplasm. The transcript is spliced from 8 exons. The record is from RefSeq and is a predicted model, not a curated record.
AUGCUGAGUAAGGCAGGGAUGCUGGGAGUGGAGCUGGAAUGAGGAUCCAGGGCUGAAGCGUGGCCGGAGGCACUGGCCUUGCCUGGCCGCUCUUUGGGGUGCACCAUGCUGCAGCAGAUCCUCCAUGAUAUGUACAUCGACCCGGAGCUCCUGGCUGAGCUGAGCGAUGUGCAGAAGCACAUCCUCUUCUAUAAGAUGCGAGAGGAGCAGCUGCGGCGCUGGAGGGAGAGGGAGGCCUGGGACGCUCUGGCGCAGGCAGACGGCCUCAGGCCCCCGAAGGCCAAGCGAGCAAGCAACAAGCACCUGCAGUGGCUGCUGGGAGCGGAUGGCGAGGUCUGGGUGUGGGUCAUGGGUGAAGGUCCCGGUGACAAGCCCUAUGAAGAGAUCUCCGAGGAGCUGAUUGCUGAGAGGGCUCGGCUGCAGGCGCAGAGGGAGGCGGAGGAGCUCUGGAGACAGAAAGAGGCAGAGAUCACCCAGAAGUUCAGAGACGCUUUGGCCAACGAGAAAGCCAGGAUCCUGGCAGAGAAGUGGAAAGUGGAGAUGGAGGACCGGAAGGCUGCCAAAAUCCUGGAGGAGCGCAUCCAUGAGGAAUUCAAGAGGAAAGAAGAAGAGGAGAGGAAACGAGGAGAAGAGCAGAUUCGCCUCCAGGAGGAGCAGAGGGCUAAGGAACUAUACUGGACUCUCAAGCAAGCCCACCUGCACAGCCAGGCCAGCGAGAAGGAGGAGCGAGAGUGGGAGGAGCAAUUGCGCAGGUCCAAGGAGGCGGACGAAGAGAGGAGGCGCGGGGCACAGCGCGCCCGCGACGAGUCCCGGCGCCUCUCGCUGCGGGCCAUCCAGGAGGGCACGGUCGCCGGCCUCAGCUCCAAGUUCCAGGAGCUUGGCCAGACCCCCGCGCACGGGGCCCGACUCGACCAUCACCUGCCCGGCCCGGGCCCACCGCCUCCCCGCGCGCUGAGCGCCAGCAGGACAUGGGAGCGCCCUCUGCGUCCACUCUCCAGAGAAGUCAUCGUCCGUUGGUUUAAGGAGGAGCAGAUGCCUCGCCAGGCUGGCUUCGAGAGGAACACCAAAUCCAUCGCCCCCUGGUUUCAUGGAAUUAUUAGCCGAGAAGAUGCUGAGGAGCUCCUGGAGAACAUGGCGGAAGGAGCAUUUCUGGUUCGUGUCAGUGAGAAAAUCUGGGGGUACACCCUUUCCUACCGCCUGCAGAGGGGCUUCAAGCAUUUCCUUGUGGAUGCUUCUGGAGACUUCUACAGCUUCCUGGGAGUGGACCCCAAUCGCCAUGCCACCCUCACAGACCUCAUUGAUUUCCACAAGGAGGAAAUCAUCACCGUUUCAGGAGGCGAGUUGCUGCAGGAACCCUGUGGGCAGAGAGACAGCCCGCCAGACUACCAUCUGUUGUUUGAAUGAGUUUUUUCCUUUCCCUUAUGAAUUGGAUUCCUUUGGGCAUUCUGAAAAAAAUUCAGCAAACUUUCCAACUUAAAUGCUACAGCCUUCUGGAAGAUCCAAGGGAACUCGUAUAUGAAUCAAUCUCAAGGAAUAUGCAUAGAUGGCAUUUGUGUUACUGUGCCCACCACAAAGCUUGAAGAGAAAUGGCCAAGAGCAAGUAUAGUUCCUUCAGUUAGAGUUCAGCAAGGACUGCAGGAGACAAAGCCGAUUUGUCAUGGCUGCCCUCACCAGAACUCCUUGAAUGCAUGGAUUAGGUUUUAAUAACCAGAAAGGAUUUCAGUGCCUAACUCUGAAUUUAACAUGCAGUUGAUAUUUAGUUAACGAUUGUCGAAUGAACGCAUUUUAGAAAAAUUUCCAGUGUUUGUCAGUAAUGACUUUUAGUAAGUUAUUUCCCCUUUCUCAUUCUUUAUAAAGUCAUAAAAGUAGUAGAAAAAGGUUGUGAAGGAUUUGCAUGGAGUCCAUAGAUGCUGCAUCUUUCAUGCAGUUUAUUGCCAUUGUUGAUAAUACCACUGGAAUUACCCAUGGCUUUGGGGCCAAACUGGUGAUUGACUCUGUGCUACUUUUCCUUAUUCAACCUCUUCUGUCACCU